UUGCAUCUGUACUUGAAUAACCACACAGCAGAAGUGCAAACCCCAUGGUUAAGUUGUUUUCAGAUGUUUUCAUCAGAAAUCUACCUCAGAUGCCUGUGUGCGUAUGCAGAUGUACAGGCCUGUGCAUACGUCAGUCUUGCACACCUAUCUUGGGAACAGACCUGAUGUUCUGACGAACAUUGGUUGACCUGGGGGGUAUAUUUAAUAGGGAAGGAAUUCAUUUGCACUCAAAACCUCUGAGGAAAGGCUGGAGUCCUCUGAAAUGGAAGCGCAACAGAACAAGCUGGAUUUUUUCCACAAGCUUGGCUAUGACAAGGACCAAGUGUGCAAAGUGCUGGAGAAGCUAGGUCAAGAGGCCCUAGAGAACGAUUUGCUACAAGAGCUGAUUCAAAUGGGGGAAAGGCCUCUGGAUCGUGAAAACAGGCUUCAGCAGCAUUUCCAUCCUAACCCUGUUGGCCAUGGAUCUAGUCACACCUUGACCGCUUUCCAACCAUCUUCCGAGGAGGGCAAUGUCCCCUCUAGUAACUUGAGGCCUGUUGUGAUUGAUGGCAGCAAUGUUGCAAUGAGCCAUGGAAAUAAAGAAGUGUUUUCAUGCUUGGGAAUUCAGCUGGUGGUGAACUGGUUCAAACACAGAGGUCACCAGUAUAUCAAAGUAUUUGUCCCAUCUUGGAGGAAAGAAUCAAGUCGAUUUGAUACUCCCAUUACAGAUCAGCAGAUCCUUGAAAAACUUGCAAAAGAGGCAAUUCUGGUAUACACUCCAUCCCGCAAAAUGAAGGGGAAAAGGAUGGUGUGCUAUGAUGAUCGUUAUAUAGUUAAACUGGCCUAUGAGAUGGAUGGGAUCAUUGUCUCCAACGACAACUUUCGGGAUCUGCAGAAUGAAAAUCCUGAGUGGAAAUGGUUCAUUGAGCAGCGACUACUGAUGUAUUCCUUUGUCAAUGACAAAUUUAUGCCUCCUGAUGAUCCCUUAGGUCGACAUGGACCAUCUCUUGGCAACUUUCUCAGAAAGAAACCACUUUUCCCUGAGCCAAAAUGGCAGCUCUGUCCUUAUGACAAAAAAUGCACAUAUGGCAUCAAAUGCAAGUUUUCUCACCCAGAACGACUGAAUUGGAACCAUACUGCUGUAGCCGAUGAGCUCCGAGCAAAGACAAGAGCAUACUCACCCAUUCAGAGUAUAGAAGAUGAGCUGGGAAGACCAAACUCCAGAAAGAACAGAAGUGGGAACACAUCAAGUCAAGGUGGUCCUAGAGGUGAUGAUGCUGUGGGCAACAGAAGCACAUCAGGAUCCAGCUUGGCAAUGCCUCACAAUCUCAUUCCACAGUGGGAAAGAGAUGAUGCCAGAGCAUCAGCCAAUGAGUGGACAAGCAGGCAUCGAGUCAAUUGGUCACCCGGAUCAACUGUUUUACAACAAAGUCAGGCAAAAGAGGAGGAGGCUCUCUCAAAACAACUGACUGCAUUAUCUCUCAGUGAAAGGACCCAUUCUGGAAAUAUUACGGGACCAGGGAAAUACAAAGGUCUUGUGGGUGGUCCACACUGGGACCAUUAUCUCACAUACAACCAGAGUCCACCUCUGCCUCGUCACAACCUGUGUUGGGACUGCCCAUGUUUACAAGUAUGUAAUGCCCAAGGGUGUUGUCGGAUGCAACCACCCUCUGUACAGACUUCACAAAUGCCACCCAGUUCAGUAAGGCAAAGCAUGAAGACCCAACCAGAAGGGCAGCACACCCCAAUGGUGUCUUCAACUGAGAUAUUUUCAUACUUUAAGCAUGGAGACAUACAAUAUCCUGAAAGUCUGCAGGGCAAGGGUUAUGACCAGUUACUUCCGUUGGAUUCCAGAUCAUUUGGAACAGUAGAUCACUAUGCUGAGAACGAGCCCCAACAGCUUAUAGCGCUAAAUCCACAAGCGAGUAUCCAGCAAACUCUGUGCUUUGGCUUCCCAUACAAUGGGUUGCACCAAGCUAUGUCCUCUUUCUCUUCUACUACGAGGAAUACAGAUAUCAGGAACUUAAUGCCAUUUGUUCCAAAUUAUAGGAACCUUCAGAGUGAUACCCCCAGCAGAAAGCCACAGUAAGGAGGUGGGCUUGGUUAUACUUCAUUACGAGUUAAGCAUGCCUUGUCUAAAAUGCUUGGGACAAGAAGGGUUUUAGGUUUUGAAUUUUGGAAUACCCGUAUUUUCAUAUGUUUACCUAAGGGGAAAUCUUGGAGAUGGGAACCAAGCCUAAACACAAAACUCUUUGAUGUUUUAUAUACUUCUUAUCCUACCAACUUUUAUACACUGUAUGCAAUCCUCCCUGUGUUCCUGCUUUGGGUUGGGCUAUAGUAUUCAAUUGCUUUAUUUUUGUUGCCUUUUUUGUUGGCGGGGAAGAGAGACAGGGCCUUUUCUGUGGUGGCCCCCCGGCUGUGGAACGCCCUUCCUAUGGAGGUAAGAUCAGCCCCCUCGCUAAUGGUGUUCCAAAGAAGAUUAAAAACUUGGAUGUUUGAACGGGCAUUCGGUUAAACAGUGCAAUGAAUGUGAUGAUUACAGGAAUGGAAAUUUGGACGACGGAUUGGAUCACGACUCUAGUUAUGAGAUGCAUUGUGUUGUCUAUUGUUGUGUCAAUAUUGUAUAUUAUGCUUUUAUGGUUUUAAAUUGUAUAUCGUUGAUUGAUUUUUAUCCUUGUUGUAAACCGCGUUGAGUCGCCUGUUGGGCUGAGAAACUGCGGUAUACAAGUAAAGUAAGUAAGUAAAUAAAUUAAUAAAUAAAUAAUAGAAGUGCCCUUGGCUGGCCGUGAGGGGCACAGCUGAUGCCAUAGAAAGAUGACCACCACAAAGACCCUUUUACGCCUGCAGAAAAACCUCUGCAAGUCUAUCAGUUCCAGUUUGCACCUGUAUCAACAAUGGCCCCUGAUUCAGGGCAUACUAGGGCUUGGCAAGGAUUUGUUUGUCCUUUCCAGCAUAAUGGAUCAGAGCCUGGCAAACAUAUUUUUCUCCUUUUACUAUCAGUGAUAAGCAAGGGGGGGGGGGAGCUGCCAGCCUUAGCCAAAUCCCUUGUCCACCUAUGUGACCCUGUUGCAACAUCCAAACUUCAAAAAUAUCCCUGCAGAGUGCAGGACAA
Messenger RNA from Anolis sagrei ordinatus, 3091 nucleotides. RefSeq names its product zinc finger CCCH-type containing 12D (gene ZC3H12D). The record is from RefSeq and is a predicted model, not a curated record. Gene Ontology annotation, molecular function: RNA endonuclease activity; metal ion binding; mRNA binding. Lineage: Eukaryota; Metazoa; Chordata; Lepidosauria; Squamata; Anolidae. Gene Ontology annotation, cellular component: nucleus; cytoplasmic ribonucleoprotein granule.